GACGUAUCACAAAAUUAUCUUUGGACGUAUCACCGGAUUAAUAAAAGGCAAUUUAUAUAUGAUUAAAGUGCCUUUAAUUUCCAAAAUACUAACAGAUAAUAGGCUGCGAGGAUGAUUUUACAAUACAGUAACAAAUGGCCAUGGCCCUGAUUUUCAAAAUUUUGCUAGAAUAAAAUAAAUUUUUCUCUGGCGAGAAAAAUCACACAAAAAAUGGAGAGGACACUGUCAUAUGUGGCGAUUUCUCUAAUCUUUAUUGCCUCGACUAAUGCCAGUUUAUUAGCUUCACCGAUGUUCCCGCCAAUAAUUGAAACAGCAAUUUACAAUCAUAACUAUACAGAAUCUUUAAAUAGUUCGACGGAAUACAUUUUUGUCUUCAACAAAACGAAUGAAUCUUUAGAAGGAGCUCGCAUAACAGUCGGAAGUGAUGCAACAACUGAUUUUCCAUUAACCGUAGUCGUGAAACAAAAAAAAGGAAUUCUUUCCUGGCAGAUUCCUCUCCUAGAAUAUAAUACUACUAGUCGCACUCUGUGUUCAUUAAAUAAUAAAUCCAGCGAAGAAGAGGAGUUCGUCACUGUUAGCCUGUCCACAGGGAGUCCUGUUAAUAUAUCAUUUACACUUAUUCUAGUUCCAGUCAAAGAUUUUCAUAUAAGACCUGGCGAUACGAGAAAGGGUAUAUCAAUUUCGCCAUCAGAACCAGUUUAUUAUGCGUAUUCCUUUAUUAAUGGAACGGAAAACAAAUCUGUCAUUGUUAGACUCCAAUCGGACAGUGAAAUUUGCAUGACCUUCUCUAUUCAGAACACAUCAUGUCCUGUCUUCGAUCUCGAAAGAAAUAUCCAAUUUUCUGGAUACUGGCAAACUGUGAGCAAACAAGGUGGAAUUACCGUGCCCAAUGAAGAAUAUCCAAAUGGUUUCUUUAUAGUGCUGGUUGUGAAAGGCGAUGACAAAGACUGCACCGGUCUUCCUGGUUUGAUUACCCCUCGCAAAAAGAUUGUAUCUUUGACUGUAACGCCCAGUAUUUCUCAGGUAGAUUACAUAAUCGCAUCCCUCAUAGCCAUGAGCAUCGGUAUCGCCUUUUGCAUUGCUUACAUAGCAGGGGCUAUUUUGUACAAAAUCAAAGAAGGCAGAAUUCUUCGAGCAGAGCAGUUAUUAGACGAUCAGCAUGAGGAUGUGGUCAAUCAAUAUUUAGCGAGUCCUCCUAUUAUUGAAGAGGGAGGUUCAAGUCGAUGGGACGUCCAAGAAGAUUCUUCGCUCGAUGAAGAUGAUAUUGAUUUAAUGGAAGACGCUCUUUCAGACAAAGAAGUGGUGCGAACGAAACUUGUUCUUUCCGUUUGUGACUUGGCACGAAAAGAACCAAAGAUUUUAAGGCACAAAUCUCGACUCUAUAUGUAUUAUCUUGGCACCGUGGCUAUUUUUUACACCCUUCCAGUCGUGCAACUUGUAAUAACUUACCAGAACGUUUUGCAUGUCACUGGUAAUCAGGAUCUUUGUUACUACAACUUCCUCUGCUCGCAUCCGUUUGGCUUUCUCUCAGAUUUCAAUCACGUCUAUUCAAAUUUCGGAUAUGUCUUGCUUGGACUGCUGUUUAUAUUUCUAACAUAUACGAGAGAAAAGAGCAAUGUAGAUGUGACGAAAAAUAAGAGCUAUGGAAUCCCACAACAUUAUGGAUUAUUCUAUGCAAUGGGAAUCGCACUUAUGAUGGAAGGAGUGCUCUCUGGAAGCUAUCACGUCUGUCCUAAUCAUAGCAAUUUUCAAUUUGACACGAGUUUCAUGUACAUCAUAUCAGUUCUCUGCAUGGUGAAAAUCUACCAAAAUCGACAUCCUGAUAUAAAUGCACGAGCCCCAGUCACAUUUGGUGUCUUGGCUCUCAUAAUAUUUCUGGGACUCGUUGGAGUUCUCGACGGUUCAGUACUUUACUGGAUACUCUUCACAAUUAUUCAUUUAGUAGUUUGCUUGAUUCUCACCGCUCAAGUUUACUACAUGGGAAGAUGGAAACUUGAUGGAGGUGUCUUUCGCAGAGUUUUAAUGACAAUGAACCACGAUGCUCGAGCCGGAAUCAGAUACUUAGUCAGGCCUGUUUAUCCAGCCAGGUUGUGCAUCCUCAUAAUGGCCAAUUUAGCUAAUCUUGGUCUCGCCAUUUUUGGAAAUAUGCAUCACGAGAAAGAUUUCGCCACCUACCUACUCGCAGUUUUGAUGUCCAAUCUUCUUUUGUAUACGUUUUUCUACAUCGUCAUGAAGCUUUGCUACAAAGAAAGGAUUCUCCCUCAACCAGCGCUCUACAUAACACUCUCUUUUUUGACUUGGUCUUCUGCUCUCUAUUUUUUCAUAAACAAAACGAUUUCAUGGGCGUUGACGCCUGCCCAGUCCCGAAUGUACAACAGACCUUGUCUCCUUUUCAACUUUUUCGACUCCCAUGAUAUUUGGCACUUUUUAUCAGCCUUGGCAAUGUUUUUUUCGUUCAUGGUUUUGCUAACUCUCGACGAUGAUCUCACUGACGUUCAUCGCAGUCAAAUUCCAGUUUUUUAAUGAAGGAGACCCGUAAAUCGUUCUUGUUGUUAGAUUUUCCACGUUUUUUACGCUGCUGUGAUUCUAUAAUAAUUGUAAAAUGUAGAUAUAUAGUUGAAUUAAACCAAAACCCUUUCUUAUUAACUUACGAUUAGUUUAAAUUAGGGCUAAGUUCAUUCUUCUCCGUCAGAAGAAAUAUUAAAUUCCUGCAUCUUGAGAUUAUGAUUUUUUUCAAAGUUCAAUUAAGGAACUUUGUUAUUUUUUGAAUUCUUAUAAUUUUUUUUUGUGCGAAGUUAAGAAUCAAGUGAAAAGUAUGUAUAAUUCUUCGAUUAUUUGUUGUAAGUUUUGUGUACAUAAAAAUGUUAAAAAUAAAUUUAUCUU
Molecule: messenger RNA, 2883 nt
Organism: Belonocnema kinseyi
Lineage: Eukaryota; Metazoa; Arthropoda; Insecta; Hymenoptera; Cynipidae
Product: SID1 transmembrane family member 1-like
Exons: 10
Coding region: 211-2523 (770 amino acids)
Cellular component (GO): membrane
Source: RefSeq, a predicted model, not a curated record